This is a messenger RNA of Megalops cyprinoides (Indo-Pacific tarpon), 2446 nucleotides long. Its product is annotated as N-acetyllactosaminide beta-1,3-N-acetylglucosaminyltransferase 2-like. Gene Ontology annotation, cellular component: membrane. Gene Ontology annotation, molecular function: protein N-acetylglucosaminyltransferase activity. The record is from RefSeq and is a predicted model, not a curated record. Bases 336 to 1634 code for a protein of 432 amino acids. The transcript is spliced from 2 exons. Lineage: Eukaryota; Metazoa; Chordata; Actinopteri; Elopiformes; Megalopidae.
CUGAUCACCUGCAGUCCGUACGCUUUGUGAUACCACUUCCAGCAGAGGGAACGUAGCAUGCUUAAGUUUGAAGCUACUAUUAUCGUUAAUAAACUGAAAUGAUUAAUUCUGACAGUGGCUUCGGCUAUCUCGACAUUUUGUAACGAAACGGCGAAAAGAAGAUCUGAAUUGAUAAUCACCGAUCCACCGGAGAACUAAAGAGCGGCUGUGAAACAGCUGAACCGUGAGCACAAAAACCUACAACAACGAGCUGCUCCACCCUGUGACUCUAUAGACCGCAGUCGUCCCCUACUGAUCUGUUUCUCCUCAGCUGCACUCUACAUUCCCCGGUAACUAUGGCAGUAAGGAUGAGGCACAGCAAAGUGCUCCUCACUCUAGCCCUUACUAGCAGCAUUGGCUUGUUCUUCCUUUACUCCCCCCCUAAAACAAAGGAAGGACAGGACCAGGAGUGGAUGUGGAGACCUGAGAGGAAUGUCAACAAUCCACCAAAGGUGGAGCUAGCAACUCCUCCUGAAAAGAAAAGCACCCCUCUGCCUGAACGCCAGAGUAAACCAAUACCCAUUGAAAUCUCAGAGAAAUUCAGGCAAGCAAUUCCACAGAGCAGUGCUUUCUGGAACAGGAAGCAGCACUUUCUCUUCAAGCAGAAUGACUUGGCAAGAAGUCUCAAAGGAAAUGUGUCAGAAUGGGAGAGACUGAACAAGUCCUCCUGCACUCCUGUGAGCAGGGAAAUGCUGCGCACCAACAUUCAGGAUUUUGACUCCUACCCAGCACUCUACAAGGACUUCUUGCAAGGCAUGGAUUGCCGGGACCCGCCCAUCCUGAUCGACCAGCCCAGUAAGUGCCGCGUGGUGGACAGGCAGGGGCAGAUUUUCCUACUCUUUGCCAUCAAGUCGGUGCCCAGAAACUUUGAGCGGCGACAGGCAAUUCGGGACACCUGGGGACAGGAGGGUGCGUACGAGGGAGGCUUGAAGGUGCGGAUGGUAUUCCUGCUGGGAAAAUCUCCACCGGACGAGCCCAACCUGGACCAGCUCCUCCACUAUGAGGCGCAGCAUUUCAAAGACCUGCUGCAGUGGGACUUCCGGGACUCCUUCUACAACCUGACCCUUAAGGAGAAUGCUUUUUACAGCUGGGCCCUGCAACGCUGCUCCCACGUGAAAUUCAUCUUCAAAGGGGAUGAUGACGUGUUCGUCAACCCGCAGGCUAUGAUCGACUACCUGCGCGCCUUGGAAACCCAGAAGGCCUCCAAGCUCUACGUAGGUCAAAUCGUCACCAAAGCCAGCCCUUUCCGCGACUCCAAAAGCAAAUACUACGUCCCCCACAGCUUUUACGAGGGCCCCUAUCCUCCUUACGCUGGGGGUGGGGGGUUCCUGUUUGCUGGGGCACUGCUAAAGCCCCUCUACCAGCUGGCAGAGUACAUUGCCUUCUUCCCUAUUGAUGAUGUGUACACCGGAAUGUGCUUCCAAGCGCUGGGCAUCAACCCCGUGGUGCACAGCAGCUUCCACACCUUUGACAUCCGGGAGCAGGACCGCGAGAACGCCUGCGUGCACAGGAACCUGCUCCUGGUGCACCAGCGCAGCCCUCAGCAGACCAUGCGGCUGUGGAAGAACAUGCUCAGCCCCCUGCUCACCUGCUGAUGUCACUUCCUCCACCACCCUCAGAGGGAGCCACACCCUCAGCAUCCCCACCUGGUGGCCACAGGAAGUGUAUAUUAGCAUGGAACAGAGUUUUUACACCUCUGACAACAGGAUGGGAGCUGUAUGAUGGCUGCAAAGCAUUCCUGCAUGUUGUUUUUAAGACCAAACUGUGUUCACAUGAGUUGAAAGUGUGAUUACAUAUGUGAACCUAGAAUUUGAAGGGUGCUGCAGGUCUGUAGAUUACGUGAACAUCUCACUGUGGCUCAUGGCAGAGGGAAAGGAAGAAAGCCACUUCAAAAAAAAUUUGCUAGUCAAUUUCUGGACCCAGCAUCCUGAAACGGAGUUGCCUCUCCUGCUCCUCACCUCUGUAGAAGCAGUACUGAUGAUGUAAAACUGAUGUGUACGGGAACACACAGAGGAAUAUGGGGUAAAGCCUCACGCCUCACUUUUACCAUCAGAACCCAGUCACAGAGCCAGAUUUUAUAUAUCAACACAGCCCAGAACUGUAUUUGCUUUUGAAAAUCAAAGUAGGCCUAUUAUACACAAUGUUUGGAACUGCAUUGCAGAUUAUUCAGUAUUUUCAUUUUCCUUGUUACAAAUACUAGCAGGACAAAUAGAUAUAACAGUGCUUCACAAGACAUACAGUACAUGUCACAGGUGGUGUAAAAAGUCAUUACAGCCAGAGCUGUGUGAUAUAGCCAUCACGAUAUAUCGCAUAGCUAUUUUUAGCUCAAUAACCGCUAUCCCCGGCAUGUGGCGUUAGGCUUCUUCCCGUAUGUUUUUUUCCCUUUAGUCAUACCUGAUGCGGGAGC